Tinamus guttatus (white-throated tinamou) is the source of this 6601-nucleotide messenger RNA. Lineage: Eukaryota; Metazoa; Chordata; Aves; Tinamiformes; Tinamidae. The record is from RefSeq and is a predicted model, not a curated record.
UGGAAGUGUACAGUUUUCUAUUGAAAAGUUCUCUCAAGAGCUCAUGAUCUUUUUCCAUCGCCCCUCUUAAAGUUUCUACUACUAAACAGCCAUGGCUCACCACGCAAGGCCUUCCAGAUUAGUCAAAAAGGAAGAGUUAGGCAAAAGAAAAACUAACCAAGGCAAAAAGAAAUCUAGUCAAGUGAGGAAAAAAGCCACAAAGACUUCCACAAGAGCUGUUACUUCUGGAAAGUGCAAAAAGACAGCCCAAGAAAAAGAUGUUAAGAAAAAACAGCAAGAAAAGAAACCAAUCAUGAGCUCAUCAGGUAGACUUCUCAGGAGCAGCAUAACCAGAACCUUGUCUGGAGCAUCUUGGGUGAGUUUGGAGAAAGCCGGCAAUAUUCUUUUUCAUAGCCAGGAUGCUUUCAACAUCAAUGGCUUUACAAUGUCUCUUCGUAACAGAACAUUCACCCGUAGAUGGAUCCAAACUUCAAUUGCAAAACCCAGGAAAACUGCAGCACAGAAAAAGCUAGAAACAAAGGAAAAACAAGAACAAGAAGCUCUGGCAGUAGUAGAAGAAAAAAAUGUUGAGGCAGGCGAAAGCAUUUUGAAACAAGAUUUAGCACAAAAUGAAUUAGCUCUUCUUCCUGGAGAGGAUUUGCCAUGCUGUGCAGACAAAGAGCCUGCCACCAAAAGUGAUAGUGAAGACAAAGAGAAAGAAAUACCUGAAACAAAUGACUCCAUUCCAAACAGUGGAGUAGCUGAUUACAAUCCAGAAGCGUCAGAGGUGGAGUGUAAGCAAGAAGAGCUGCCCAGUGAGCAGACACACAGCCAUGUCAAUACGGGUAGUUCAGUCGAAGCAUUUGUUGAAAAUGCCGUGCUUGUGCUUCCAUCUUCUCCUUCUGAUUCUACAAUCACCUCUGAAUCAAACUCAAAGGUACUUUUACAGACUUCCUUUGAUCUGGUGCCUAACAGUAAUGAACCUGAUUUCAAGUCCAGCUCUGUCAAUACCUCAGACCUCAGUUCAGCAGUACCAUUAGAAGAGUUGGGUCCACCUGCUGAAUCCCAGGUGCAAACAGAGUUGGAUCUGGUGCUACCUAAUAAAGAACAUGAUUUGAAUUCUACGUCUAUGUUUACCUCUGAGCUUGACUCACAAGAACAUUUAGAAGAUUCAAGUUCACUUGCAGAAUCCUGCUUAAAGGUGGACUGGGAUUUAGAGUCUGUGAAUGAAGAACCUGUUUCACAUUCCAACUCAGUUGCUACCGCUGAAUCAAAUUCCCUUUUACAUUUUGAAGGCUCAAGUUCAUUUACAGAAUCCCACUUAAAAAUGGUUAUGGAUUUUGUACCUGUUCACAAAGAACUUAACUCAGGUUCUGAUCAGAGCUGUACAAGAGAGAAUUCAGAAUCUGACUCAAAAAACAUAUUUUCAGUAUGUGAAUCAGCUUCCAAUACCUCUUUAAACAAUAUUGAAGUGGAGGAAAUUGAACAGCUUGUUAAGUGUAUUGAUGCAGAAACUUCAAUUUUGAAUUCAGGUAAUGUCCCCACUUCAUCUGAUGAGGAAAAAAGCACAGUGGAUAAAAUCUUCGGUGAAAGCUCUGGACAGUUCUCUGAAGGUUUUGUUUCAGUGUUGCCUUCAAGCACAGAAAUCUCUGUUCUUGCCUCUGAAAAAGCCAUAAAUGUAGAUUUGCCAGCUGACUCAAGACUGCAGCAUAAUGAUUAUUCAUCACAGCUGGAAAACGUUGGAAUAAACUUGAAUUUGGUUCAGGACAGCAUGAGUGACAGCAUUGAAGCAUCAGAGGCCUCCGGGCCAUCCUCUCUUAAAAAGCCAGCUUGUGAUUACCCCGUUCCAUAUUCGUCUUUGUUCCCUAUGCUAGAAAAGAAGAAACGAAGGCGUUGUGGAGUCUGCGAGCCUUGUCUGCGGAAAACAAAUUGUGAAGAAUGCAGCUGUUGCAGGAAACGCAAAACUAGCCACCGGAUAUGUAAAAAGAGAAAAUGCGAAGAACUGAAAAAGCCACCACCACCAAUAACGCUACCUGUUGAGGUUCUAUCUGAAAACAAAAGGCCUCAGAGGAGGAAGCAAAGAGUUUUAAAGGCAAAUUUAGAAAACAAACCAGUAAAUGGCCGCAGACCAGAACUCAUGGAAUGCAGUAUAUGUGGUCAUGGUGAAAAAUACAGGGUGAAACCAAACCAAACACUACCCCUCGAAAAUGCACAGUGUAAGGAGAAAGAAAGAAUGACAGGCUUAGAAGCAGAGAAUUGGGCACAUAAUGAGAAGUCAUCUUUUGGUGUCCAUGUCAACGGAGACAUCCAUGGAACUGUGACAGGGAGCGAACACUUGAAAAGCACUGGAGAAAGUGAAAGAGCAGUCUCCCCCAGUCAGGUAACUGAGCCAAAAAAGUCACUUGCACAAGCCAUCAGAAAUGGCAUAAAAACCCUACAUUAUUCACCGCCAGAAUCAGUUGUUUCCCUGAAAAAAGUACCUGCAGAGGAAAGAGCAGAUUUGACAAGCAACUCCCAUACGCAUUGGACGAAAGCUGCUAAUCUGAAUGACAUUGUAAAUACUCUGACAACUGGUGUUAGUUGUGUUCAUGCAGAAAAGCAAGGAAAUGUUUUCAUGAAAGAGAAAAACUGCGCUUGUGUGGUCCUUCACGAUUCUGAUAAGUCUGUUUUGCAAACUGGCUCCAUUUCGGAUCUGCAGGGAAGUUUGUGUUGUCCUCCACUGCCUGAAGAGGAAGCCCCUGCAGAGAAGGAUGGCAUUAAAAUACCCAACCAAGAGAUAAAGCAGGAGAAUCCUUCAUUCCAGCCCACUUUCCUGUCCCUGAUUAAAAACAGAAAUUUAACCGUUGAGCAGGUUGUAGCUAUUGAAGCUUUAACACAGUUGUCUGAAGCCCCUUUAGAAACUUCACCGAUUAAAACCAAAAGUACAGAAUAUAUAGAAGAAACAGCUUCCAGCUUGCCCCAGAGUUACAGAAGAGAUAUUUCAUCCUCCUUUACCUCACCUACAUUGAAGGAAAUCAAAGACACUUACUUGCAGAAUGAGCAGCAGCUCUUGUCUCACUGUGCGGCCUCACAGAAACAGCUCCCUAACAAGGCAGUGUUGUACAACGGGCAAAGUUUGACUGCUGACUUGCAUGAUAAACCUGCCGCUCUGGCUGGUGAGAUGUAUAAAUUACACUUAUCCUCACAGGAUACCAAAACCUUGGCUGGUGUAACAUCUAAUGCAAAACCAUUUUGGGGCCAUACUACCAAGAGUAAUUUUAUGUAUGAUCAAGUGACACUUGCCCGGUAUUGCAAUGCUUCAUUCAAUGUCCAACAAAGCAGUAACAACUUGGAAAUUCUUGCCCAGUUAGAGCAAAAACCAACCUGCAAUGACUUGAACUUGAAAACUAGCUCUUUAAUGAAAGAAGGAGGAAUUCACAGCCAGGAUGAAGAGGAUGUAGCUACUCAACUAACUCAACUUGCAGCAUUAAUUGAAUCAAACAAGACAAAUCCAGAGCAGAAGAACGACAUUAAGGCAUCGCUGCUCAAUCUAAUAUCACAUGAGAGGCAGCCAAAACAGAACCAAGAUCAGUGCCUGUUGCAGAAAAAAGAAACCGUAUUUCUUCGGCAUAAUUAUAGUUCCUUACUUUUAAAGCAGAAGCAAGCAGCAAAUAAAAAAGGAAAUGCUGUGCCAUGGAAACCGAGGCACAAAAAGAAGCCUCAGGAAUCACGCUAUCAACAAAAUAAUCCAAACCAGCUUGAGCUGCUGCCAUGCCAGCAUAGUGAGUUACGGGACGUUUGGAUAUCAUCAAAGCUGCACCGGCUUGGUCAUACCAUGCCACAGGACUCCAGAAUAUCUGCAUCAGAAAAGAAAUCUCCAAGAACCAAAGUACAGAAAGCACUGAAUUCGAGUACUUUAUCACAAGAAAAAACAAGAUUAUUUCUCCCACAAACUCAGAUAAAGUUCCACAGAUGUUUACCUGAGGUAUCACAGGAGAAAAAAGACAGGCCAUAUGGCUGCGAAGUGCUGAAUGAGCAGAUCAAAGCUGCAGGCUCUGGUGACCCUCUACAUCUUGAUCCCCUGAAAAAUAAUGUUAUUACAAGUAACCAGUACAGCGACCUGCCCUCCCGUAAUCCUGUGGCCAUUUCACAGUUGAAAACGGCAUCCUUAUUAAACAGACCAAGUGAAAACGUGCAAAUGUUUACAGAAAAAAGUAAUUCUCAGGUACAGCAAGCAGCAAAUGGUGGUCAGACACAUCCCUUGCCUCAGCCUAACCUCAGAGCGAACGAAAUGCGGAACGACGACAAAUCCUGUUUGCAGCGGGAUGCCCUGGAGCGAGUAGAUGCCAAGUCCCAUCCACGACCUGUUCCCUGUGGUGGGGCCCGUAUGCCGGGUGCCGCAGAAGCUCUCAGGAGUAUUGAGUGUGCAGGGGAAGUGACCGUUCUGACAGCGACAAGUUUUGGUACGGACCAGCCACAGAGCACGGGGGACUCGGGGUGCUCGCCAGCCAAGAACACGCUCAGCAGUUUUCUUGAGUCACCUAUGAAGUUUCUUGACACCCCUACAAAAAAUUUAAUAGAUACACCUACGAAAAAAGGACAGUCUGAAUUGCCAGCUUGUGACUGUGUCGAGCAAAUUAUAGAGAAAGAUGAAGGUCCAUAUUAUACACACCUUGGGACAGGACCAACUGUUGCUGCUGUGAGAGAAAUAAUGGAGAACAGGUAUGGAGCAAAAGGAAGCGCUGUAAGAAUAGAGGUAGUGGUUUAUACAGGAAAGGAAGGAAAGAGCUCUCAGGGGUGUCCAAUUGCCAAGUGGGUGAUACGAAGAAGUAGCGAUGAAGAAAAGUUGCUGUGCUUGGUACGUCAGCGUGCAGGACACCACUGCCAAACUGCUGUCAUAGUGAUUCUGAUUUUGGCCUGGGAAGGGAUCCCACAUCUCCUGGCUGAUACCCUGUACAAGGAACUGACACAGAGCCUCAGAAAGUACGGCUGUCCCACAAGCCGCAGAUGUGCGUUAAAUGAAGACCGUACGUGUGCAUGUCAAGGACUUGAUCCCGAAACUUGUGGAGCAUCAUUCUCAUUUGGCUGUUCAUGGAGUAUGUAUUUCAAUGGCUGUAAAUUUGCCAGAAGCAAAAACCCCCGGAAAUUUAGGCUUCUGACUGAUGACUCCAAACAAGAGGAACUGCUUGAAAAUAAUUUGCAAACGUUAGCUACUGAUGUGGCUCCAGUUUAUAAAAAACUUGCUCCUGAGGCGUUUCAGAACCAGGUGGAAAACGAGCACAUGGGCCCAGACUGCCGGCUGGGGUGCAAGGACGGCCGGCCUUUCUCGGGGGUCACAGCUUGCAUAGAUUUCUGUGCCCACGCCCACAAGGACACACACAACAUGCACAACGGGAGCACGGUGGUCUGCACGUUAACGAAGGAAGAUAACCGGAGAGUGGGGGUGAUUCCAAGUGAUGAGCAGCUCCAUGUGUUACCUCUCUACAAAAUUUCACAAACGGAUGAAUUUGGCACUGAAGAGGGGCUGGAAGCCAAGAUAAAGGCUGGGGCGAUACAGGUGCUGACAGCUUUUCCCCGAGAAGUGCGAAUGUUAGCUGAGCCUCUCAGAGCUACCAAGAAAAAGAAACCUGACACAAGGAGGACCCCGUCCGAAAAGCAGCUGUUAAUAGAUAAAAAAUAUUCCACGCCACUGAAGCUGAAAACUGAAGCUCCAGAAAAUCUUAGCAACACGUUGCAUUGUUUAGGGAACAAAACAGAUGCUUUAAAACCUGGAAUAAAAACGGAGACUUCUGAUCACCUCUAUGCCAUGAAACACACUUCAAACUCUACUAAAAACUGCUCCUUGAUUAAACAGUAUGCGGCUUCCUCCCCGUUCAAGGUGGAUAGUUUACAUCCGUGUUCAUCGCUGGCACAUAAGCCUGACCUAACGGCAGUGACAAAUAUUCAACAGGAUUUUUCCGUUCCCUACGGGUAUUUUGAAUGCAGCAGUAAGCAACCUCACGUGCCACCUUAUCUUAACUGCAAGAACUUGGAUGCAUCGGGCGGCUGCUCCCACGGGUGCCCCGUGCAGAAGGGGAGCUCCCCUGCAGAGCAGCUGUGCGACCUGGACGGUGUUGACGAGAAGCAGGGCAGUGCCCCGGGACAGGCGGCUGACCCCGAGGAGAAGGCGGAGGAGCUGUGGUCAGACAGCGAGCACAACUUCCUGGAUGACGAUAUCGGCGGCGUGGCCGUGGCGCCUUCUCACGGCUCCAUCCUGAUCGAGUGCGCGAGGCGGGAGCUCCAUGCCACCACGCCUAUUAAGAAACCCAACCGCAAUCACCCCACGCGCAUUUCUCUAGUUUUCUACCAACACAAGAACUUAAAUGAGCCAAAACAUGGGUUAGCGAUGUGGGAAGCCAAGAUGGCCGAGCGGGCAAAAGAAAAAGAAAAAGAAGCAGAAAGAUUAGGAGCGGAAAAUACCGAUCUAAACUCCAGCAGCAGGAAAACGAAGCAAACCAGUGAAAGCAGAGAGAUCUUUUACGAAGACAACGAGUUCAACCAAAUUCCAUCACGCCGAGCAUUAACAGUAACUAAAGAUAACGUAAUAACAGUAUCCUCCUACGCCCUCACGCGAGUCGCGGGGCCGUACAACCAUUGGGCAUAG